Molecule: messenger RNA, 1091 nt
Organism: Eruca vesicaria subsp. sativa (arugula)
Lineage: Eukaryota; Viridiplantae; Streptophyta; Magnoliopsida; Brassicales; Brassicaceae
Source: the annotation of a GenBank genome assembly
CGCGAAGGUGACGAGAGUGAUGGAAGUAGCGCGAUUUGAAGGGAAUGGAUUUUUGGAAACGCACAUUGUAGAAUCAGUUUCAUGGGAUGAUCUUGAGAGAUACGCUGCUAGCAAAGCCGGUGGCUCUUCUGAAAAACACCACCACUCCUGGAGAUCUCACCAGCACGACUCUUCUAGAAAAGAUGACGAAUCACCUGGAGAAUUGUACGAACUGUGGAGGCAAGAACAGAACAUCAUAGCUGCAAGACUAGACAAGGAGCUUAAAUCCAGGUGGGAGCUUGAUGAACUGAUUGAGGAACAGCUGAGUAGAUACCAGUCGCAUUACUACAAGGCUAUGGUUGCAACGUCUUUGAAGGAUGUCUCUAACCUUCUCAUGCCUACGUGGAUACCGCCUCAUGAGCUGGCUGCUGUGUCUUGGCUUGGAGACUGUCGUCCUACCGCUAUUCUUGACCUUCUUCGUGUACUGGCUGCUCAGAAUCCUAAUUUCUCUCUCUCUGAGUCGAGUGAGCGUGUGCUCUCUCAGCUUGUGCGUGAGAUUCGUAUUGAGGAGGCUGUGAUUGAUGAGGAGUAUGCGGAGAUUCAGGCGACUUGUGUUCUUCACCUUCCCUUUUCACCGCUCUGCAAUGCUCAGUCGCGUGAAGAAGCUCUAGGUUCUGUGCAGGAGUUGUUUGGUAACAUCAAUAAAGUCAUCUCAAAGGCACAACGACUCAGGUAUAAGGUGUUGGAACUGGUGAUGAAGAAGCUACUGAAUCAAACCGAUACAGCAGAGUUUGUGGUGGCAUUUGCAGGGAUUCAAGACGUCAUCCACCAGUACGGAGAGCAGAAGAAGCUGAAAAAGCUGUACCCGACAGUUUCUAUGAAGGGAUCAGGAUCAUCUAGUUAAGAGCUACACAUUCGGAGAGUAAAACUAAAAGCUGUGAUGUUGAAUCUUUGCCUGCUGCUGAUUACAUUCUUGGAUAUUUUGUCUUCUUAACAACUCAUAUAGUCCAUGUACAACAGUAUGAAACCUGAAAUUAACAGUUUCGCUGAUUACAUGUCUUGUUAUAUAGUCAUUGGUAUUAAGUACUUAGUAAAAGUAUAAACAAAGUUAC